AUGUCCUCCGAAGCCCUCCCGAUAUCCCCCACGCGCUUCGCCGCCGCCCUCACCGACCUGCCCCUCUCCACCCUCCACCUCAAAGUCCUCGAACUCCGCAACAGCAUCGCCCACCUCGACUACUCCAACGAGCAACUCCGCCCCUUUGCCGAAGGCACCGCAACCGCGACCGCCACCUCCACCUCCACUACAACCACAGCCCCCCCACAACAAGCACCAUCAUCAACAACAGCAACAGCUGAGCCCGACGCAGACUGCGCCGACGCGAUCCGCGAGAACGAGGGCGUGAUCGCGCGCAUGCAGGAGCGCAUCGCGCUGGUGCGCGCCGAGGUCGAGCGGCGCGGGCUGGGCUGGGCCGAGUUCUCAGAGCGUGGAGGAGCGGGAGGCCGAGAGGGUGAAGCGGGAGGAUGUGAAUGGUGGGGUUAUAGAAGGGGAGGGGGAGGGGGAGGGGGUGGGUUAACGGUGGUGGUGGUGUGGGGGGGGUUGUGA
This is a messenger RNA of Chaetomium globosum CBS 148.51, 489 nucleotides long. RefSeq lists its product as uncharacterized. The coding region runs from base 1 to 489 and encodes 162 amino acids. Lineage: Eukaryota; Fungi; Ascomycota; Sordariomycetes; Sordariales; Chaetomiaceae. The transcript has a single exon. Gene Ontology annotation, biological process: proteasome regulatory particle assembly. Gene Ontology annotation, molecular function: protein-macromolecule adaptor activity. The record is from RefSeq and is a predicted model, not a curated record.